AUGGCUAAUGGUGAUGUUGAUGCUCUUUUUGUAGAGAGACAAGCAGCUCGAGAGCGCGUCUUGGUGGAAAAGGGCAGAGAAGAGGUCAAGCUAUCAAGGGACAAGCUGAGAAAGAUGGGAGAAGCUGAAGGAAGCGAGUCAACAGUUGAUAGUCAAGUAGACAAAGACGUUGAAGACGAAGCGAGUGUGUGA
Molecule: messenger RNA, 192 nt
Organism: Trichophyton benhamiae CBS 112371
Lineage: Eukaryota; Fungi; Ascomycota; Eurotiomycetes; Onygenales; Arthrodermataceae
Exons: 1
Coding region: 1-192 (63 amino acids)
Source: RefSeq, a predicted model, not a curated record